Molecule: messenger RNA, 2195 nt
Organism: Leptopilina heterotoma
Lineage: Eukaryota; Metazoa; Arthropoda; Insecta; Hymenoptera; Figitidae
Product: eukaryotic translation initiation factor 4E type 3-A-like
Exons: 8
Coding region: 1186-1923 (245 amino acids)
Biological process (GO): translational initiation
Cellular component (GO): eukaryotic translation initiation factor 4F complex
Molecular function (GO): RNA 7-methylguanosine cap binding; translation initiation factor activity
Source: RefSeq, a predicted model, not a curated record
UGCAAUGUGAAACAAAAGACGACCCUCCUUCGGAAUUAUCAAAAUCGCCUGUUUUUUCAAAUGAAACUGUUAAAAAUAUCAAAGAACAUGAAAAUACGGGAAUUCCUCUACAGACACCAUGGACAUUCUGGCUUGAUAAAAUUAUUCCGGACCUUGGAACUUGAGAAUAUUUUUGAGAAAAACAUUACUCGGAGGAAAAUUGAAUUUAUUAUUCGUACGAACGAAGAUGACAUAAUAUUUCUUUUGGCAAUGUCAAAGAAUCAAGAAUCAAUUAAAUUUCCAGUCCCAGCCUUAUUCAAAAAUGAACAUGAAAUUCUCUGAUCCCUAGUGGCGCCAAUACCGAAGAUUUAUUUUUUGCCGAAUGGUUGAAAUCGGAGUGCGAGAAGAAGAAUUGAACAAAAAUUGUCGAACAAAGGAAAAAUGCAGAUAUUUUUCACCCAUAGAAAAUCGGAAAUGGUGCGCACAAUGUUGGCAUGAAUUCUUUGUCACAUAUCAGUCGUUGCCCUCGGAGUUUCAAUUGUUUUCCGGUCGAAGAGAUUGCAGUUCCGUUCUGUUGGACAAUUUUCUGAAUUGAUUGAGAGGAAUAUUUCCAAAUGUUUGCGAAUACAAUAUCAAGAGUGUGUGGAAUUUUUAAAAUUUUCGACCUCAUUUCGAUCUUUAGAGUUGGUGCAUUUCUUUCAAAAGUCUGACUCAAACUCAGACUCAGACUUUUUUCUGACAGGAAAAAAAAGAUAUUUUAACGGAAUUUAGAGUCAUCGAGGAAUAACAAAAAAAUAAUUGUCUCAAAUUGAGUCGUUAGCCUGUAUUAAGGGAUCUACUGAGAAAUUCUAAAAUAGAUAAACAGACGUCAGAAGAUGCUGCGAUUAUAAACGAAGACGACUCCUUUGGUUGUGGUUGGGUGCCGCAUAAAAUGAACCGGCCACCUGGCAGUAAACUCAGUUUCUCGCGAGCUCUCAGCAGUGAUUGUCCUGAGAUUUAAAAGUCAACUUAAAGAAAAGUGUCAUUCAAUAAUAAUUAUUACUUUUCUGUGUUUUGAUUUUCAAAAAUUUUCAUUUUGAAAGAAACAAUUUAUCGGUGGCAAAAAAAUCAAGUUCUUUGGAAAAAAAACAUUCGUGAUCAAGAAUCCAGUGGCAAAAAAAAAAAUAAAAAAAACAACACAUCAAGGAAUUCCCAUCUUGAGACAAAAUGAAGAUCUCUUUUAUUGUUGCCUCGAUUCUGGGACUUUGUCUUAUCUCCAAAGCUACCGGAUCUGCUAUUCCAAUUUGGGAAAGUCUCUCCAAGGGUGAAAAAAUGAGCAGACUAUUCGACAGGUUUAAAUUACAAGCGGAAAAUUAUUGCAUCCAUUCGACGAGUCCGGACUGUAACAAAAAUUUGAUGUUAACAGCGUCGCAAAAAUUGAACAAUCUAAGCAACGAUCAAAUGGACUUCCUCGACCCCUAUCAAAGGAAUUCCGAAGAAAUGAUUUGGCAAGCGCUAACAGAAGGAAUCAAAGGAAACGUUGAUGACGUUGAUGAACGUUUCUCCGUUACAUCUACAGUUUACACAGAAGGUGAAAAUGGCCUCGCCGAGGAAUCGUCGCCAAUUGCAAAUUUCAUCCAACCGGCAAAUCGUCCGGGACCAUUUGUGGUGGGACCAAUGGUGUCGAGAGUAUUGCCAGACGGUCGUCCGGUUCCUGGUGACGAAAGUUUCCCCAAGGACGACGAUCUUGAAGAUUUGAGAUUUUCCCGUCUCCCAUCGAUCGAGGAAAUUGAAACGAAAACCAACAGUCGCUUCUAUCAAAAACCAGAGAGAUAUUCUCUCAAUACUCUGGUCUCGCCCUACCACGAUCAACGUCCAAGAUAUUUCAUUCGAAAUCGUCGAAAUAAUUAUCCACUACGUGAACCAAUUUUCUUCACGUUUCCCUUCGACUUACGUUAUUAUUAAGUUGAUGAUCAUCAAAAAAAAGAAAAAAAAUCCAAGGAUUUUAGAUAUUUCCUGACGAAUGAUCAGAUGAAUUGUUUCAUUCUCGAUCAUGAAAACUUAAGACUUUUAUUUAUUUUAUAAGACUCAACUCUAUUUAUUUGUCUCUUCAUUUUAUUUCUCAUUUCUUUAUAUCGAAUUCAUGCGUCAAAUUGUUUUUUGAAUCAUUACAAACUUUCAGUAAUUAUUUUUUUUUCAAUUAUAUAUUCUUUAUAAUUAUUCACUCAAUAAUUUUU